Messenger RNA from Egretta garzetta (little egret), 1154 nucleotides. It is a transcript of the gene R3HDM4, whose product is annotated as R3H domain containing 4. The record is from RefSeq and is a predicted model, not a curated record. Lineage: Eukaryota; Metazoa; Chordata; Aves; Pelecaniformes; Ardeidae. Bases 123 to 1154 code for a protein of 343 amino acids. The transcript is spliced from 8 exons. Gene Ontology annotation, molecular function: nucleic acid binding.
CAUAAUUGUAUGGCCAGGGCGGGUGUUAACGCCGCCUUCGGUAACCGGAUGAUAAGGGCCCGCUGUGGAGGCUGCGUGGCAGGACGGUGCCGGCGGCUCCAGCAGCACGCUCUGGCUGGGCGAUGGCAAACGCGAGGAGGAUCGAGGACUGCCUGCCCCCGCUGGAGGACUCCCCAUCCAAGAGGUUCUCCCCCUCCAAGCGAAAGCAAUAUUAUAUCAACAAGGCCAUCCGCAACUCGGACCUCAUCCCCAGGGCCAAGGGGCGCAAGAGCCUGCAGAGGCUGGAGAACAGGCCUUUGCUCUUUCCCCCAGCUCGCUACCUGAUGACACUUCUGGAGCGAGAUGAAUGCGUGAGCGACGAGGGAGAGCUCGCCCACUCCGCCACCCCGAGCAUCUUCACCGAGGCCUGUAACAACGAGACCUACGUGGAGAUCUGGAAUGACUUCAUGAACCGGUCGGGAGAAGAGCAAGAGCGAGUCCUGCUCUAUCUGGAGGAGGAGGCCAGGAAGAAGCACAAGAGGAAGCUGCCCAUCAAGAACGAGGACAAGUGGAAAGAGCACCCUGCCUACACCCCCAAGGAGUGCUUCCAGCGCAUCAGCCGCCGCCUGCGCUCCACCCUGAAGCGGGGCCGGAUCCCCAUGGGGACGCUGGAGGGCCUGGAGGAAGAGCUGCUGGCCUUCUUCUCCGUCACCCCUCACUCGGUCUACACAGCGCUGAUGGACAACAGCUUCGAGCGACUCCUGCUCCACGCGCUCUGCCAGUACAUGGACCUCGUCUCUGCCAGUAAGAGCCCCACGCUUGUUUGUUUGGUUUUGGUUUUGUUGUUGUUUUUCCUCUUCUCUUCAUCGCUAUCUCUGCCCUGCAGCUCAGCCUCCUCCUCCCCUUCGCCCCCCAGCCCCACCUCGCGCUGCAGCUCGCCGAUAACGCUGCUCUCCCGCCCAAAGCUGCCCCCGGAGCCUCGGCUGUGGCGGCGGCGCCGCUUUGCCAGCGCGGGUGGGCGAGAUCGGGCGCUGCCGGGGGUUGAGCCCAGCAGCCGGGGGGGGUCUGCCAGGCCCAGCUCUGCCCGGGAGCGCCUCGUUGGCCAAGGUCUUGUUGCCAAGGCAGGGGAGGAGAGGCACCAGGCUCCGUCCCUGCGGAGGAGUCUUCGCUGCUGA